CUAUGGUUUCCGGGUGCGACAAGCAGAGGGAAGGUCGGGUCUCGCCGUCGCGCUGCAAGCGUCGCACUGCGGGCGUCCUUUCCGGCAGGCCUCUGCGUCGCUCGCAGAUCUUCCAGAAGCGGCGGCCAGCGGGGAGACAAGGGCAUCGCGGCGCGACGCCAUGCCUUUCUUUGAUGUGCAGAAAAGGCUGGGCCUUAACUUAGAUCAUUGGAUGACAAUCCAAACUGCCGAGCAGCCUCACAAGAUUCCAGGUCGAUGCCAUGCUUUUGAAAAAGAAUGGAUAGAAUGUGCACAUGGAAUUGGUGGUACCCGUGCAGAGAAAGAGUGCAAGAUAGAAUUUGAUGAUUUCGUAGAAUGUCUGCUUCGGCAGAAAACGAUGAAACGUCUGAGUGACAUCAGGAGGCAGCGGGAUAAACUAAUAAAGGAAGGGAAGUACACACCUCCACCUCACCACUUGGGCAAGGAGGAUCCUAGGCCCUGAGCAGAGCUGCUGCUGAUGGCCGGAAGCUGAUUUUCAUGUUCUCUCUUCUCCGCUGGAAAGUUCAUUUACUGAAAACCUCUUUGUGAAAGUGUCUAAAAAUAAAGGAUUGCUCUAUCCUAUUCA
This is a messenger RNA of Ailuropoda melanoleuca (giant panda), 604 nucleotides long. RefSeq names its product NADH:ubiquinone oxidoreductase subunit S5 (gene NDUFS5). Gene Ontology annotation, cellular component: respiratory chain complex I. Lineage: Eukaryota; Metazoa; Chordata; Mammalia; Carnivora; Ursidae. Gene Ontology annotation, biological process: mitochondrial respiratory chain complex I assembly. The coding region runs from base 161 to 481 and encodes 106 amino acids. The transcript has 3 exons. The record is from RefSeq and is a predicted model, not a curated record.